Molecule: messenger RNA, 1469 nt
Organism: Elephantulus edwardii (Cape elephant shrew)
Lineage: Eukaryota; Metazoa; Chordata; Mammalia; Macroscelidea; Macroscelididae
Gene: ALDOA
Product: aldolase A, fructose-bisphosphate
Exons: 9
Coding region: 1-1257 (418 amino acids)
Biological process (GO): glycolytic process; fructose 1,6-bisphosphate metabolic process
Cellular component (GO): cytosol
Molecular function (GO): fructose-bisphosphate aldolase activity
Source: RefSeq, a predicted model, not a curated record
AUGGCAAGGUGCAAGCCAGAAGGGUCCGGCUUCUGCAUGACCCACGUGUCAAUGGCUCUGGCCUAUUCCAUUACCCCAGACUCCAGUACACAACCCCACCCUCAGCUGGGCCACACCCAGCAACAUACAGAGUUAGGAAAGGAAAUCACCACCGAGAACACCAUGCCCUACCCAUACCCUGCGCUGACUCCGGAGCAGAAGAAGGAGCUCUCUGACAUCGCCCAUCGCAUCGUUGCUCCGGGCAAGGGCAUCCUGGCCGCAGAUGAGUCCACUGGAAGCAUUGCCAAGCGCCUGCAGUCCAUUGGAACCGAGAACACAGAGGAGAACCGCCGCUUCUACCGCCAGCUCCUGCUAACCGCCGAUGACCGUGUGAACCCCUGCAUCGGGGGUGUCAUCCUCUUCCAUGAGACCCUCUACCAGAAGGCGGAUGAUGGGCGUCCCUUCCCCCAAGUCAUCAAAUCUAAGGGUGGUGUUGUGGGCAUCAAGGUAGACAAGGGCGUGGUACCCCUGGCAGGGACUAAUGGCGAGACCACCACCCAAGGGCUGGAUGGACUGUCCGAGCGCUGUGCCCAGUACAAGAAGGACGGAGCUGACUUUGCCAAGUGGCGCUGUGUGCUGAAGAUUGGAGAGCACACCCCCUCAGCUCUUGCCAUCAUGGAAAAUGCCAACGUGCUGGCCCGUUAUGCCAGCAUCUGCCAGCAGAAUGGGAUUGUGCCCAUUGUGGAGCCUGAGAUCCUCCCUGAUGGUGACCAUGACCUGAAGCGCUGUCAGUAUGUAACUGAGAAGGUGCUGGCUGCUGUCUACAAGGCUCUGAGUGACCACCACAUCUACUUGGAAGGCACUUUGCUGAAGCCUAACAUGGUAACCCCCGGCCAUGCCUGCACACAGAAGUUUUCUCAUGAGGAGAUUGCCAUGGCAACUGUUACAGCACUGCGCCGCACAGUGCCACCCGCUGUUACUGGGAUCACCUUCCUGUCUGGAGGCCAGAGUGAGGAGGAGGCAUCCAUCAACCUCAAUGCCAUCAACAAGUGCCCCCUGCUGAAGCCAUGGGCCCUGACCUUCUCCUAUGGCCGAGCUCUGCAGGCCUCUGCAUUGAAGGCCUGGGGUGGGAAGAAGGAGAAUCUGAAGGCAGCCCAGGAGGAGUAUAUCAAGCGAGCCUUGGCCAACAGCCUCGCCUGCCAAGGAAAGUACACCCCAAGCGGUCAGGCCGGGGCCGCAGCCAGCGAGUCCCUCUUCGUCUCUAACCAUGCCUACUAAGUGGAGGUGUUCUAAGGCCACCCCCCUCGACACUCCAGACCCCAGCGCCCUCUUAGACUUAACACUUGAGAAGAAGGGCCUCAUCUGGGGCUUCAGGCUGCUCCUUCCCAUCACUCUUGCUGCCCUUGUGAUAUUGGUGUGUGGUGGCGUCUGUUUGCUAACUCCAUCACCUUUUCCAACCCACUGCCAAUAAACAACUAUUUAAGGGGGAA